Theileria orientalis strain Shintoku is the source of this 543-nucleotide messenger RNA. Its product is annotated as Bet3 transport protein. The record is from RefSeq and is a predicted model, not a curated record. Lineage: Eukaryota; Apicomplexa; Aconoidasida; Piroplasmida; Theileriidae. The transcript is spliced from 5 exons. Gene Ontology annotation, biological process: endoplasmic reticulum to Golgi vesicle-mediated transport; intra-Golgi vesicle-mediated transport. Gene Ontology annotation, cellular component: TRAPP complex; cis-Golgi network membrane; cytosol. Bases 1 to 543 code for a protein of 180 amino acids.
AUGUCGACUGAUAACUUUUCUAAGUUAGGCGCAAAUGCUUUUGCAAAAAUGGAGAAGGUGAACUCUGAAUUGUUUUGUUUGACUUACGGUUCAAUGGUAAGUCAAUUGGUCCGGGAUAAAGAACACAGUGAGGCCGUUAACGAUCAUUUGAUGGAAAUGGGAAUGAGUAUUGGAAGUAAAUUGGUCGAUGAGGUCCUGGCUAAAUUGGGGUGUGUGCCCUGCACUGAUUUUCGGAGCACUGUAGAGGCUAUCGCAAAGAUUGGCUUUAAGAUGUUUCUGGGCAUCUCUGGGAACGUGGUGGACGUUGACCCCGAGAACAAUGUGUACAACAUUUCGUUCCAGGAAAAUCCACUGGAUCAGUUUGUAGAACUUCCUGAAACUCUAAAGGACUUAAACUACUCUAAUAUUUUUUGCGGAGUCAUCGUUGGAGCUUUAGCACAGUUACAAAUGAAGGUGCAGUGUUACUUUGUAAAGGACAUGUUGAAGGGAGAUGACACGUACGAAAUGACAAUAAAGCUCGAAGAGGUAGUGAAUAUUGGUUAA